Ylistrum balloti is the source of this 2510-nucleotide messenger RNA. Its product is annotated as protein ILRUN-like. Gene Ontology annotation, cellular component: phagophore assembly site. Gene Ontology annotation, biological process: macroautophagy. Gene Ontology annotation, molecular function: ubiquitin binding. Bases 71 to 940 code for a protein of 289 amino acids. The transcript has 5 exons. NCBI's taxonomy places the organism in Eukaryota, Metazoa, Mollusca, Bivalvia, Pectinida, Pectinidae. The record is from RefSeq and is a predicted model, not a curated record.
UGAUGAAAUAAGAGUUUCUACGUCUUGCUUUCAAGACAAGAUAACAAGAAACUGUUUGUGUGAAACAGAAAUGGAUGUAGACAAUGACAUUGACGGAAAACUGCUUCAGCAGUUUAGUUCCAUGGGGACAACGGACAGAGAAGUGUUGAUUUCAGAUUUUCAAAAAUUGUUGGGUCCAAAUCAGCUGACACCAGCAGGAUGUGCAUUUUUCUUAGAUAUGAACAAUUGGAACCUUCAAGGUGCCAUUGGUUCCUAUUUUGAGUAUGAUCAACCCAAUGUCAAACUUCCUUCCAUGACAUUCAUCGGGGAUGUUACUGUUGGUGAUGGUGAAGCUGUUCCACCAGAUACCACCUUCAUCAAAACCUGGAGGAUACAAAACUCGGGAGAUGAACAGUGGCCACCUGGCUGUAAUCUGAUGCACUGCUCUGGGGAAAACCUAAGUAAGGCAGACCGAGUGAUGGUGGAGGCACUACAUGCAGGACAGGAAGCUGAUGUUAGCAUAAAUAUGCAUAGUCCCACAGAAACUGGUACUUAUCAAAGUCAAUGGAGGAUGUCAACUCCUACCGGCAUGUAUUUUGGAGACAUGAUUUGGGUAAUUAUAACAGUAGAGAAAGGAGGUGUCCUUGCUGUUACACAGCAGCUCUCAAGUUUUGGUAGUGGAGCUUUUGCCCAGAAUCCAACAAAAGAUUGUCAACAAAAUCCAUUUGCAUCACCACAAAAGCUGGAUAAUUCACCUAUACCAUUGGCUUCCCCAAAUUCCUCUAUAAUAGCACAGCAGGGAAGUCCAGACAUGGCUCAAUUCAGUCCUAGUCCAAUUGCGGGCAGGACGUGGUCUGGACCAGUCAUGGGACCGGUACCUAACCCAAUGGCCCGGUCUCUAUUCCAGACACAAAGUGAGCAGAGCAGUGAUUCAUUAGACAUGGGAGAUGACAUGUCCUAACACAAGAAUGGUGAGAGAGUGGCUGUUUCGGAGACGUGGCGUGUAAUGGUGCAAGGUUGUGUGGGUGACCAUGUACAUAGUGUAAAUCAUGAAUUAUACAGGACUGGAGUAUCAGCCAAUCAUAGGGUCGUAUAUAUGCACACAAUGUAGCUGAUUUCAACUGAAAAGAUGGAUUGUUUUGUGUCUUGGAGUUUUUUGUCCAAUUGUAGAGAUCUUGUGCAAGUUAACAAACCUAAAAACAUGGCGUUUCAUACAAAUUACAUCUGUAUUUCUGUACGAAUAUAUUAAUAGUAGCAUAAUUUACAAUAACAAAUGUUCCCUUAAUAUAGGAACAUGAUAAAUGUCAUAAUAUAAUACUUAUGUCCUAUGCAAUUGUCUUGUUUACUCAGACAACACAAUAUUGCAUAUGUUAGAAUGUGCAUUCUGAUUUCAAAAAAUAAGAAAAAAAAAACCAAAAUUAUAAAUGAAAAUCUAUUAGUAUGUGCAUGGUAAGUUUGUGCAGCCUAUAUUGUUAGAAAACUGCCAGAGCUCUGUUUGAAUAAAGUCUUAACUCUUUCCAGUCCAACAACAUUAAUCAAACCAAUAUCUCUGCCUUUUUUAACUGCACUCUAUAAAUAAAUGUACAAUAUCAGCUAUUUGCCAUGAGUAUGUAUAUAUGUAUUACAUAAACAUUUAUGAGACGCAAGUUAUAUAAUGAAAUAUUCAAGACACAAAAUUAUCCAAAUUUGCAGGCUUGUAAUUUGAUACACAAGUUCAGAAUUUUUUUCUCUUCUCUCUCUCCUUUUCACAAUUACAUGCUAUAUAACUGCACAUUUAAACAUUUUCUUGCUUGUUAAUUAAAUUUGUUAUAUGAUGAAUAAAUAAAGCUAGGACAACAGUUUAAUUUGGUAUUUUCUGAAAUGAUAUGCAUGUUGAUAGACAGUGUCCAUUUACUUAUAACUUAAUACCGACAUAGAUGCUGUUAAGGAAAUGUACAAUUGUAUCCCCCUGACUUUAAUUCAUUGAAAUGCAGCUGAAGUGAUUGACAUUCCAAAUGUACAUUAUAAAAUAUGACAUUAAGUGAAUUGUGUUAUAUCUAUUUAUCGGUUGUUUUAGUGAGACAUCAAAGGAAGAAUUCCAGGCAAAGUUGUUUGUGAUUAAAAUUGUAUCAGAAAAUUUAAUUUGUUUUGUCCUAGCCCUAAUGAAAAGCCGAAAUAAUAAUGCUGUAUGUAUCCUUAAAAGACAAAGGGAGGGGCAAAACACUUCAUCUUACCCAUAGUCAGGAGGUGAGUUAAUCACAAGACAAUAUGUAUUGUGUGCAUAUUACCAGGCAUAAACUGAUUGAUGGAUAAAUGUAGUAUGUGCAUUUAUGGUGCCAUCUAUAGAUAUCCAUUUUCUAAAGUCAAAGUCAAUGAAAUAUUGUAGUUUUCUCAUUGUGAAAUUCUUUCAGAAAGAAGAUUCAUAUCGUUAUUACAUGCUGGUGACAUACAUUGUCAAUAUUUUUUUAUCAUUCAUGAUACUUGGUCAAAUCAUUAUAUAUUUUGUUUUUUUUUUUUUUUUUUUUUCAUUUUGGAGGCUAUGUAUGUGUAAU